AUGAUAUCAAAAGUAACACUGAGAUGUCGUUUCAUACAUCCAAGUAAAUUUCGACCAAUUGCAAUCAAUGCUCAAUGCAUUUCUACUCAAGUUCCCACUAUAAAACAUGGAGCUUUGAUAACCAGACCCGUGGCAGAAUCACCAAGUACGCCUGUUGUUGCAAUUCUCGGCUGGAAUGAUGCCAAGAUGAAACAUAUACAAAAAUAUAGCAAAAUAUUUGAAGAGAAAAAUUGGACAACAGUGUGUUUGCCUGCAACAUCUUUUGAUACUUUCUUUCGACCAAGCAGCAAAGUUAAAACCACCAGUAUGUACAUGAUGGACCUUUUAAAACAGCUAACGUCAGGUGGAAACCCAGUUUUCCUAUAUUCUCUCAGCAGUGGAGGAUGUACUGUGUACUAUCACAUUGCUAAAGCUUUAACAAGUCAGGGAAGUCCACAUUUUGAUGCAUUUAAAGUUGUCGGCGCUAUUUUUGACAGUUGCCCAGUAAAAAAUACAAAAGAAGGUAUUCAUCGCCUGCAAAUUAGUGUCACAGAAAGAGUGCACAAUCCAAUAGUUAAAAACUUAAUUUGGUAUGCAGUUUCCAUGACGUGGCCAUUGGUGAUUAAGCUUGAUCCAUUACUUGGAACAGGAACAUUAUUUGAUGAGUUAGAAAGUAUGAUAUUAGACUAUCCUGAAUUGUAUUUCUAUUCGAAAGCAGACAAGUUGGCACUCUAUCGGGAUAUCGAUGACUUUAUAAUUCAACGUAAAUCUCUCGGAGUUACUGUCCUCAACAAGCGAUGGGAUGACCCACCUCAUGUUUCUCACUACAUGAAGUAUCCUGAAGAAUAUCUUGAACUGCUUGAACAAUUUCUUAAUGUUUGUUUGCCACAAGAAAAUAAAAAUUAA
This is a messenger RNA of Paramuricea clavata, 885 nucleotides long. The record is from the annotation of a GenBank genome assembly. Lineage: Eukaryota; Metazoa; Cnidaria; Anthozoa; Malacalcyonacea; Plexauridae.